Messenger RNA from Nannospalax galili (Upper Galilee mountains blind mole rat), 4509 nucleotides. It is a transcript of the gene Srebf2, whose product is annotated as sterol regulatory element binding transcription factor 2. The transcript has 21 exons. NCBI's taxonomy places the organism in Eukaryota, Metazoa, Chordata, Mammalia, Rodentia, Spalacidae. Gene Ontology annotation, cellular component: nucleus. Gene Ontology annotation, biological process: positive regulation of transcription by RNA polymerase II; positive regulation of cholesterol storage. The record is from RefSeq and is a predicted model, not a curated record. Gene Ontology annotation, molecular function: RNA polymerase II cis-regulatory region sequence-specific DNA binding; protein dimerization activity; DNA-binding transcription factor activity, RNA polymerase II-specific. Bases 474 to 3827 code for a protein of 1117 amino acids.
GCUCGGGCGUCGCGCAAACAUGGCGGCAGCUGGCACGGGCCGGUGAGGCGGUACCGGGUGGGGGCUGUCGGGUAUCAUGGGCGGUAGCGGCGGCACCGCCCCCGCGUCUCCCUGAGCCGGCCCUCACGGGGCCUCUGCGCCGAGUUGGGCGAUGGACGACAGUGGCGAGUUGGGCGGUCUGGAGACCAUGGAGACCCUCACGGAGCUGGGCGACGAGCUGACCCUGGGGGACAUCGACGGAAUAGAACCGUCAGCAAGCCCAAUUGUGAUGACCAUUUGCAGGCAGGCACAGCUGAAAUCAUGAAGAUGGUAGUGCUUUGACUCAGAAGAGUGCUCUGCAGCAUCAUCUUAUUAAAAGAACGUGGAAUUCAAAUUACAUAUAUUAAGGGGCCGAGGGGGCUUGCAGGGUCCAGGAGCAGCAGCCUCUAUACCAAUGAGGGUACAGCAACUUGAUCUCGCUGGGGCCUCCAGAAAUGUUAUGGAAAAAUCAGAGACCAACGCUGAUGUCAGAGAUGCUGCAGUUUGUCAGCAAUCAAGUGGGAGAGUUCCCAGAUUUGUUUUCAGAGCAGCUCUGCAGUUCCUUCCCUGGAGGCGGUGGCAGUGGCAGCAAUGGCGGCGGAGGCGCCAGCAGCAGUGGUAGAAGCAGCAGUGGUGGAGCUGCAGACACCUCGGUUCAGCGGCCAUUCAGCCAGGUCCCGUUACCUACCUUCUCUCCUUCAGCUGCCUCCCCUCAGGCUCCAGCCCUUCAGGUCAAGGUCUCGCCCUCCACUGUACCCACCCCGCCCCGUGCAACGCCUAUUCUCCAGCCCCGACCCCAGCCCCAGCCUCCAGCUCAGCUGCAGCAGCAGACGGUAAUGAUCACCCCAACAUUCAGUACUGCUCCACAGACGAGGAUCAUCCAGCAGCCUUUGAUAUACCAGAAUGCAGCUACCAGCUUUCAAGUCCUUCAGCCUCAAGUCCAAAGCCUGGUGACAUCUUCGCAGGUACAGCCAGUCACCAUCCAGCAGCAGGUGCAGACAGUACAGGCGCAGCGUGUGUUGACACAAACAGCUAACGGCACAUUGCAGACCCUUGCCCCAGCCACAGUGCAGACAGUUGCUGCGCCCCAGGUGCAGCAGGUCCCGGUCCUCGUCCAACCUCAGAUCAUUAAGACAGAUUCCCUUGUUUUGACCACUCUGAAAACAGAUGGCAGCCCUGUCAUGGCUGCAGUCCAGAACCCAGCCCUCACUGCUCUCACCACCCCCAUCCAGACAGCGGCCCUUCAAGUACCAACUCUAGUGGGCAGCAGUGGGACCAUUCUGACCACAAUGCCUGUAAUGAUGGGACAAGAGAAAGUUCCUAUUAAGCAAGUACCCGGCGGUGUCAAGCAGCUGGAGCCCCCCAAAGAAGGAGAAAGGCGGACAACACACAACAUCAUUGAAAAGCGAUACCGGUCCUCUAUCAAUGACAAAAUCAUUGAGUUGAAGGACUUGGUCAUGGGCACAGAUGCCAAGAUGCACAAGUCUGGCGUCCUGAGGAAGGCCAUUGAUUAUAUCAAAUACUUGCAGCAGGUCAAUCACAAGCUACGCCAGGAGAACAUGGUGCUGAAGCUGGCAAAUCAGAAAAACAAGCUCCUGAAGGGCAUUGACCUGGGCAGCCUGGUGGACAGUGAUAUGGACCUGAAGAUUGAUGACUUUAAUCAGAAUGUCCUUCUGAUGUCUCCCCCAGCCUCUGACUCAGGGUCUCAGGCUGGCUUCUCCCCCUAUUCCAUUGACUCUGAGCCAGGAAGUCCUCUGUUGGAUGAUGCAAAGGUCAAAGAUGAACCAGACUCUCCUCCUGUAGCACUUGGCAUGGUGGACCGCUCUCGAAUUCUGUUAUGUGUCCUUACCUUCUUGGGCCUCUCCUUUAACCCCCUGACUUCCCUGCUGCAAUGGGGAGGCGCCCAUGACGACCAGCACCCAUACUCAGGCUCUGGCCGUAGUGUACUAUCAUUGGAGUCAGGUUCUGGGGGCUGGUUUGACUGGAUGAUGCCAACUCUCCUCCUGUGGCUGGUAAAUGGUGUGAUUGUCUUGAGCGUCUUUGUGAAGCUGUUGGUCCACGGGGAGCCAGUGAUCCGGCCACACUCACGCUCCUCAGUCACCUUCUGGAGGCACCGGAAGCAGGCAGACCUAGACCUUGCCAAAGGGGAUUUUGCAGCUGCUGCAGCCAACCUACAAACCUGCUUGUCGGUUUUGGGCCGGGCGCUGCCCACCUCCCGCCUGGACUUGGCCUGCAGCCUCUCCUGGAACGUGAUCCGCCACAGCCUGCAGAAGCUACGCUUGGUACGCUGGCUGCUCAAAAAAGUCUUGCAGCGCUGGCGGGCCACCCCUGCCACUGCAUCUGGCUUCGAGGAUGAAGCAAAGAGCAGUGCGAGGGAUGCAGCCCUGGCCUAUCAUCGGCUACACCAGCUGCAUAUCACAGGGAAGCUUCCUGCUGGAUCUGCCUGUUCAGAUGUACACAUGGCUUUGUGUGCUGUGAACCUAGCUGAAUGUGCCGAGGAGAAAAUCCCACCCAGUACACUGAUUGAGAUCCACCUGACAGCUGCCAUGGGGCUCAAGACCCGGUGUGGAGGCAAGCUGGGCUUCUUGGCUAGCUACUUCCUCAGUCGUGCCCAGAGUCUGUGUGGCCCAGAGCACAGCACUGUCCCUGACUCCCUACGCUGGCUCUGCCACCCCUUGGGCCAGAAGUUUUUCAUGGAGCGAAGCUGGUCCGUGAAGUCAGCAGCCAAAGAGAGCCUGUUCUGUGCCCAGAGGAACCCAGCUGACCCCAUCGCCCAGGUCCACCAGGCCUUCUGCAAGAACCUGCUGGAACGAGCUGUGGAAUCCUUGGUGAAACCUCAGACCAAGAAGAAGGCAGGAGACCAGGAAGAAGAGAGCUGUGAGUUUUCCAGUGCCCUGGAGUACUUGAAAUUACUUCAUUCUUUUGUGGAUUCUGUGGGAUUUGUGACCCCACCAUUCUCCAGCAGUUCUGUGCUCAAGUCAGCCCUUGGUCCAGAUACCAUCUGUCGGUGGUGGACAUCCGCAAUUACUAUGGCCAUCAGCUGGCUCCAAGGAGAUGAUGCAGCUGUGCGCUCUCAUUUUACAGAAGUAGAACGGGUCCCCAAGGCCCUGGAAGUGACUGAGAGUCCCUUGGUAAAGGCUGUCUUCUACACCUGUAGAGCCAUGCAUGCCUCGCUCUCUGGAAAAGCAGAUGGGCAACAGAAUUCCUUCCGUCAUUGUGAGAGGGCCAGUGGUCACCUGUGGAGCAGUCUCAAUGUCACCGGAGCCACCCCUGAUCCUGCCCUUAACCACGUGGUCCAGCUGCUCACCUGUGACCUACUACUGUCACUGCGGACAGCACUUUGGCAAAAGCAGGCAAGCACCGGCCAGGUCCUGGGCGAGACCUACCAUGCAUCAGGCACUGAACUGGCUGGCUUCCAGCGGGACCUGGGCAGCCUGCGCAGGCUAGCUCAUAGCUUCCGCCCAGCAUACCGCAAGGUGUUCCUGCAUGAAGCCACUGUGCGCUUGAUGGCAGGAGCCAGCCCCACCCGGACUCACCAGCUGCUGGAGCAUAGCCUGAGGCGGCGCACCACUCAGAACACCAAGCAUGGAGAGGUGGACACCUGGCCUGGCCAGCGAGAGCGGGCCACUGCCAUCCUACUGGCCUGCCGCCAUCUUCCCAUCUCCUUCCUGUCUUCCCCAGGCCAGCGGGCAGUGCUGCUGGCCGAAGCUGCCCGCACCCUGGAGAAGGUGGGUGACCGGCGUUCCUGCAACGACUGCCAGCAGAUGCUCGUCAAGCUGGGUGGUGGCACUGCCAUUGCUGCCUCCUGACCACUGUGUGCAGUCUACCUUCUACUGUGUCUCCUAGGGUCCUCCCUCUGUCUCUCAGAUCCUGUCUCCCUAUCUUGUUUUUCUCCCUCUGAGAGCAGUCACCUGCCCGGGCUUUGAUCACUUCAGACCAGUGGAAUCAUGGGCAGAGCUCUUUGAAGCUGCUGUCAGCAAAUGUCCAUGGUCCAGGUGGGCUGAGAAGAAAGGCGGCCUGAGCAGCAGUAGCAAUGAUCUCACUUGAAAGCAACGGGGGACUGCCAAGCCCCCAUCCCCACCCUCCAGAGACUCGGAACAUCUCUUUCUGCUUCGUUUUUUGUCUUGUUUUUGUUUAUCAGGGUUUCUCUCUGGGGGGACUAGGUCUCUGAGCACCAGAGAGCACUUUGCCUUCUGGACCUGUCUGACAUGCCCCUCCCCUUUUUUAUAUGAAUGUUUUUAUAUGCGUGUGCUUGGGUCCGCCAUGAUGGCAGAGGGAAGUUGCCAUGGCAUCUAUUUCUCCCUGGGUCUGCAUUCCCUUCCCGUGCCUGCCUAAGCCAGUUCCUUGUUUUCUCAUCAUUGCAUGGGACAGAGGGGAAGGAGGGGAGCCCAGCUCUGGGGAGGUAGGUGGGAGGCAGGGGCAGGCCUAGGGAUGGAUGAAAUGUUGGCAUUGUUUUUUAAUUUUUUUUUAAAUAAAUGGUAUCUUAUUUAA